Messenger RNA from Helianthus annuus (common sunflower), 2049 nucleotides. RefSeq names its product cytochrome P450 CYP72A219. The transcript has 5 exons. Gene Ontology annotation, molecular function: heme binding; oxidoreductase activity, acting on paired donors, with incorporation or reduction of molecular oxygen; monooxygenase activity. Bases 90 to 1643 code for a protein of 517 amino acids. The record is from RefSeq and is a predicted model, not a curated record. Lineage: Eukaryota; Viridiplantae; Streptophyta; Magnoliopsida; Asterales; Asteraceae.
GGGAGAGUAAAGCAAACAUCAUCCAUCAUUAAAUAUCAUUUUUCCUCUCCUCAAUUGUUAUCACAAGGUUCCCUCAGUUAUCCCCUAAGAUGGAAGUCAGUACAGUAUGGUGCGGUCUGGGACUACUAGUGAUGACACUGGUGUGGUGUGCAUUGAGAUUUUUGGAUUGGGUGUGGUUCAAACCAAAGAGGACGGAGAAGUUCUUAAGAAAGCAAGGCCUCAAGGGAAGCUCAUAUAAGUUCUUGUUUGGAGACAUGAAAGAGCUGGUGAAGAUGGUAAAAGAGGCCAAAUCGAAACCGAUAAGCCUAAACCACGAUAUAGUUUCCCGAGUCACUCCCUUAGAAUACAAAUCGGUCACGGCUUAUGGCAAAACCUGCUUCACUUGGUUGGGACCUAGACCUGUAGUGCAUAUAACUGAACCGGCUAUGAUAAAAGAGAUCCUGGCAAAUAACUAUCAGUUUCAAAAGCCAAGAGGAGGAAACCCUUUAAUAAAGUUGAUAGCAGAAGGUCUAGCAGAUGCUGAAUGUGAUCGAUGGAGCAAACACAGAAAGAUAAUCAAUCCUGCUUUUCAUGUUGAGAAGCUCAAGCAUAUGGUGCCUGCAUUUUAUACGUGUUGCACUGAGAUGAUUAACAAAUGGGAAGAUAUGUUAAGGAGGGAAAACUCGUGCGAAUUUGAUAUUUGGCCUUACCUUCAAACAUUCUCCAGUGAUGUAAUUUCACGUACUGCAUUUGGUAGUAGUUUUGAGGAAGGCAAAAGAAUAUUUGAAUUACAACAAGAACAAGCAGAGUUGGUUACACAGGUUCUGCAAUCAGUUUAUAUUCCUGGAUCAAUAUUUUUACCAACAAAAAGAAAUAAGAAGAUGAAGGAAAAUGCCCAUGAAGUGAAGGCUUUAAUAAGGAGUAUCAUCGACAAACGAGUCAUUGCAAUCAAAGAAGGAGAAAGUAAUAAUGAAGACUUGUUGGGCAUCCUACUGGAUUCCAAUUUUAAGGCAAUUAAACUGCAUGGGAACAACAAUUCAGGAUUAAGUAUUGACGAAAUCAUCGAAGAGUGUAAGCUUUUCUACUUUGCAGGACAAGAGACCACCGGAAAUUUGCUUGUUUGGACAAUGGUGUUGUUGGCUCAAAACACAGAUUGGCAAGACAAGGCUAGAGAUGAAAUUUCACUAGCCUUUGGGGAGAAAAAACCUGAUAUCGAUGGGUUGAAUCGUUUAAAAAUCGUUAAUAUGAUUUUUAACGAGGUUCUUAGACUUUACCCUCCAGUGGUAUCAAUACCACGCAUGAUACAUCAAGAAACAAAAGUAGGCGACAUAACAUUACCUCCUGGAUCUAUGAUACGGUUGCAUAAUAUGCUUGUACACCAUGACCGUGAUAUAUGGGGUGACGAUGUCAAGGAAUUCAAGCCUGAAAGAUUUUACGAUGGAGUGUCAAAGGUUACCAAGGGUCAAGCAUCAUACUUUCCUUUUGGUGGUGGUCCUCGUAUAUGUAUUGGACUAAAUUUUGCUAUGUUGGAAUCAAAAAUGGCACUCACAAUGAUUUUGCAGCAUUUCCGCUUUGAUAUCUCACCAUCCUAUUCACAUGCCCCACACAGUGUCGUCACUCUUCAACCUCAGUUUGGGGCUCAUUUGAUCUUACGUAAACUAUAAAAAUGAUAUUUACAAAUGCAUAUAUUUGUAUUUUGCUUGGUUUAUGCUGUUGACUUUACUCGGGUUUGUUCAUGGGUUGCGGGCCACACUUCGUUAGUAGUUGGUUUAUUUGCAUGGAAUAAGCUAACCUUCAAGUGUCACAUUUAUGCAUGGCUGGAUAUUUGAAGACAUAGCCAUUUAUUAUUUUAGUUUUUAAUAAGUUAGUGUUGGUAAAAUGGUUUGACUAAGUGUGAAGAAGUGACCGUUAGGUAUUCUCCACAUUUAGGUAGAAUAAGUAAUGGGUUUACAACUCUUUAGGAAAGCAUCUUUUAUAUUUUGUUUUUUAUUCGCAUCUGGCAGGUCAUUGUAUGGCUAUAAAAGUCAAGUUCUUGUUUAGUGAGAAGUGCAGAGGUUUUGUUCAACUUUA